AUGUGGAGUGCGAUGGCUGAUGACGGUAGUGAGUUGAACGGACAAAAUGGUGUUGACCCCCCAGGACUGUUAAAUCAACGGCAGCAGUUGAAUCAGCAGAUUAAUCCCGCACCAGCGGCCCACCAGCAGCAGCAAUUCUUCGCUCCCGUCGUGACUACACACCAGCAACAGCAGCCGUUCAUUCCCGUUUCUGCAGCUCAGCAGCAGCUGUUUACAAACAUUCCGCCCCACCAAUCGCAACCCCAGGUCAGUAAUGAUAUGCUCAUGCAAAUAAUGCAGAUGAUGCAACAGACGAUUGCUCAAAGCCAACAGCAGUUUGCUCAAAGCCAGUUCCAACACCAACAGCUUAUGGCUCAGCUGGUACAGCGGCAGCAACAGUCCGACGAGCAGCAACAACAGUUUUUUCGUACUAUUGCAUCGUCAAUAAACGUGCAAGUACCACCGAACCCGGAACAGAUCCUUGACUCCUUGGCAAGCAAUAUCAAGGAAUUCCGGUACGAGAUCGAGAGUAAUGCCACUUUCGCAGUGUGGUACUCUAGAUACGACGAUCUUUUCGAGAAGGAUGCUGCUAGGCUGGAUGACGAGGCAAAAGUUCGUCUCCUAAUGCGAAAGUUGGGUUUAGCAGAGCAUGAGAGGUACGUAAGCUUCAUUUUACCAAAGUUUCCCAAGCAUUUUAGUUUCGCACAGACAGUUGACAAGCUCAAGAACCUGUUUGGAGCGAAAGAGUCGGUUAUCAGUCGUCGAUACCGAUGUCUGCAAAUCGCGAAGAAUCCUACUGAGGAUCAUGUGGCGUUCGCGUGUAGGGUAAACAAGGCUUGCGUUGAAUUUGAACUGGGAAAGCUCACGGAAGAACAGUUCAAAUGCUUAGUAUACGUGUGUGGUCUGAAAUCGGAGAAUGACGUCGAGAUUCGUACCCGUCUCCUUACAAAAAUUGAGGACAAUAACGACGUUACAUUGGAGCAGCUCUCCGAGGAGUGUCAGCGUCUGUACAACCUCAAACACGACAGUGCGAUGAUUGAGUCUGCAGCACCAUACAACCAAGUGCAAGCGAUACAGAAGUUUGGUGGAAAGCGAUUAGGCGAGCGUGACCGAGAGUCACCACAACUGUCUUCGAGUGCUACCGGAAGGAAGCCAAGUUAUCCUUGUUGGCUUUGCGGUGCAUUACAUUUCGUCCGAGACUGUAGUUACGACAACCAUAAGUGCUCCGAUUGCGGCCAAGUCGGACAUCGUGAAGGAUACUGCGACAGUGCAAAGUCUCGGAAACCUGGAAGCAGACGUAAGAAGCGAGACGUCUCAGCCAAAGUGGUGGUGGUCGACGUAUGCAGCGUGGAGCAGCGGCGCAGAUUUGUAUCUGUUGGCCUAUCUGGAACGGAUAUUCGACUGCAACUUGACACAACAGUCAAAGCGAAGACAGCAUCUGGUAACAUUUUGCCACUCGAUUGGGAAUUCGAGUGUGACGUCACAAUCGGAGAAAGUACACGACGUGAUCUGAUCCGUGUUACCGAGAAACAACUACAUCUACUCGGUUCCGAUUUAGUCGAGAGUUUCAACCUUUGGUCCGUGCCCAUGGACACCUUCUGCUGUCACGUGUCAGGCUCUCCUGCGGCACCCACUGCACUGCAAUCGAUUUUUCCAAACGUGUUCACCGAUCAGCUCGGUUUGUGCAGCAAAACUAAAGUGAAGUUGGAGCUGAAAAAAAGUGUUCGACCCGUCUUCUGCCCUAAGCGCCCGGUUGCGUACGCGAUGUAUGAUGCCGUUGACCAGGAACUCGACCGACUGGAAAAUUUGAAUAUCAUCACCCCAGUCGAAUAUUCGGAGUGGGCUGCUCCGAUCGUUGUCGUCCGUAAAGCCAAUGGUUCCAUUCGAAUUUGUGGAGACUAUUCCACGGGGCUUAACGCUGUGCUCCAACCAAAUCAGUAUCCACUUCCCCUACCGGACGAUAUCUUCGCCAAGCUGACUAACUGUAAGGUGUUCAGCCAGAUCGAUUUGUCCGACGCUUUCUUGCAGGUGGAAGUCGACGAACAGUACCGUAAGUUGCUAACCAUCAAUACGCAUCGUGGCCUCUACUCCUACAACCGCCUCCCGCCAGGUGUGAAGAUCGCACCUGGUGCCUUCCAGCAGCUCAUCGAUACAAUGCUAGCCGGUCUGCAGUGCACGUGUGGCUACCUCGAUGACGUCAUCGUCGGCGGAAAAACUGAAGAAGACCACGAUCGCAAUUUGCGGGCUGUUCUAAAACGAAUUCAGGAUUUCGGGUUCACCAUUCGAGUCGAUAAAUGCACCUUCCGCAAGCAGCAAGUGCAGUAUGUGGGUCAUAUUGUCGACAGUCGCGGAUUACGUCCAGAUCCGGCCAAAAUCGAAGUGAUAUCCAAGCUGCCGCCUCCAACCGAUGUAUCUGGUGUGCGAUCAUUUUUGGGGGCUAUCAACUACUACGGCAAGUUUGUUCCCAAUAUGCGCAAGUUACGAUAUCCGCUGGACAACCUUCUCAAGGGCGAUGCGAAGUUCCAGUGGACUGAUGAGUGCCAGAGAGCGUUCGAGCACUUCAAACAAAUACUCUCCUCGGAUCUACUUCUCACACAUUAUGAUCCGAAGCGGGAGAUCAUUGUCUCUGGCGACGCUUCUUCCGUUGGGCUCGGGGCAACGAUUAGCCACAAGUUCCCCGACGGCACAAUCAAAGUCGUCCAACAUGCUUCCAGAGCACUCACAAAAGCUGAACAAGGCUACAGCCAACCGGAUCGUGAAGGUUUAGCUAUCGUCUUCGCCGUCACGAAGUUUCACAAAAUGCUCUUCGGAAACCGACCGAAAACCGACCACCAGCCUUUGCUCCGUAUAUUUGGAUCUAAAAAGGGAAUACCGGUCUACACAGCCAACCGCCUCCAACGAUUUGCGCUUAAUCUACUGCUCUACGAUUUUGACAUCGAGUACGUGCCCACCCACAAGUUCGACGACGCAGACUUACUCUCGAGGUUGAUCAACCAGCACGUCAAACCCGAUGAGGACUAUAUCAUCGCCAGCAUCAACCUGGAAGAGGACCUCAGAGCCGUCGCACAAAGCACCCAAGCAGAUCCACUGCUCCGAAAAGUCUACCAUCACAUUCAGCACGGUUGGCCGCAAUCUGAACAUUCAGAAUCCGACAUCCAGCGAUUCCAUGCCAGACAGGAAUCACUCUCCGUGGUAGAUGGGUGCAUCAUGUUUGCCGAACGGCUCGUCAUCCCGUCGCUCCAUCGCAAGCGAUGCCUCGAACAGCUCCAUUGUGGCCAUCCUGGUAUGCAGCGUAUGAAGGCCCUCGCUCGAAGCUACGUGUAUUGGCCCAGUUUGGAUGCUGACAUCGUCAACUUCGUCAAGGCAUGCCAACACUGUGCGGCCGUAGCCAGGGGACCUCCUCACUCUUCACCGGUGCCGUGGCCCAAGCAGACCGCUCCGUGGCAGCGCGUCCACGUGGAUUAUGCCGGUCCAAUCGAAGGCGAAUAUUACCUGAUCGCCGUCGACUCCUUCUCCAAGUGGCCAGAAAUCAUUCAAACGUCCCGUAUAACCUCGGCGGCAACCAUCAGCAUUCUCGGUGGGUUGUUUGCUCGGUUGGGUAUGCCUGUUACACUAGUCAGCGACAACGGAACCAAAUUCACGAGCGCUGAAUUCGCAGAUUUCUGCGCCUCAAACGGCAUCGAACACCUCACAACUGCUCCGUUUCAUCCACAAUCAAAUGGCCAAGCUGAACGAUUUGUUGACACGUUCAAAAGGGCUGUUACAAAAAUUCGAGAGGGGAGAGGAUCGAUACAGCAAGCGUUAGACAUAUUCCUGUUAACGUACCGAAGUACACCCAACCGGGCACUGCCAGACCAAAAGUCGCCGUCCGAGGUCAUGUUUGGCCGCAAAAUACGCACCUGUCUCGAGCUGCUACGUCCCCCAACGGUACGAACUCCAGUGGCACCGUCGGACGAUCACACAAAACCGAGGUUCUUCAGCCGGAACGAUUCGGUUUACGCUAAGCUUUAUGGCCGUAACGGUUGGAAGUGGGCUCCUGGAACAAUCAUCGAAAAAAUAGGAGACGUGAUCUGUCGACUCGAUACCAAAGCAACCUGCCAAUCAAGCCACCUCUCGUCAGUAUUCGUUACCGCUCGACAUCCUGUUGCGUGCCUGGAAUCUACCAAAUCAAUCUUCUGGCACGCCAGCACCGUCCCUUGUUGCGAGCGGAUCUGA
This is a messenger RNA of Topomyia yanbarensis, 4194 nucleotides long. RefSeq lists its product as uncharacterized. Gene Ontology annotation, biological process: DNA integration. The transcript is spliced from 4 exons. Bases 1 to 4194 code for a protein of 1397 amino acids. The record is from RefSeq and is a predicted model, not a curated record. Lineage: Eukaryota; Metazoa; Arthropoda; Insecta; Diptera; Culicidae. Gene Ontology annotation, molecular function: nucleic acid binding.